AUGUCGAAUCUUAUCACACUCUACGAUAUACCAGGAAAAGCAGCGAAAGACUUUGCGUGGAGUCCUAACACCUGGAAGGCUAGGCUCGUCUUGAACAUCAAGGGCUUGCCUUACAAGACAGCCUGGGUCGAAUACCCCGACAUCGCUCCAGUCGCCAAGAAAAUCGGCGCCUCCCACACUUCCGUAUCUGCCUCCGGUCCUCAUUACACUGCUCCCUUCAUCGAAGAUCCCUCCCACAAGGCAGUCGUAGCCGACUCAUUCAAGAUCGCACAGUACCUCGAUGAAACUUACCCGGACACUCCCGCCGUCGUCCCGAAAGGCACCGCCGCCCUGCAGAACACUUUCUCAGACAUGUUUUUCGAGAAAGUGGGCUACCCGAUCUACAGCUACAUCAACUACCAGACGAUGAAGCAGCUCCCGCAGCGUAGUGAAGUCUACUGGAGGAAGACGAGGGAGGCUAGUUUCGGAGUGGCGAUAGAGGAGAUCGCGCCUGAGGGUUCGGAGAAGAGGGCGGAGAUAUGGAAGAAGGUUAUCGCUGGGCUGAAGACGAUUGACGCGUCUUUGAGUGUUCAAGAGGAGGAGUUCAUUGCUGGCGGGAAGCCGACUUUUGCGGACGUGACAGUGGUUGCCGUCUUGACUUGGCCGAAGAGGAUCUUAGGGGAGGGAUCUCCUGAAUGGCAGGAGAUUUUGCAGACGGACGGGGGCCGAUGGGGAAGGCUUAUGAAGGCAUUCGAAAAGUGGGAGACUGUGGACGAGGAAGGCUUGAAGGGAAUUGGCGCUUGA
This is a messenger RNA of Stereum hirsutum FP-91666 SS1, 783 nucleotides long. RefSeq lists its product as uncharacterized. The record is from RefSeq and is a predicted model, not a curated record. Lineage: Eukaryota; Fungi; Basidiomycota; Agaricomycetes; Russulales; Stereaceae. Bases 1 to 783 code for a protein of 260 amino acids. The transcript has 2 exons.